CAUCUACACAUUUCUUCGCCCACCACCGGCACUCCCAUGGCUACUACGACCACCAUGUCCACCCCCACCCCCCUUUUCUCCCGCCCCGACAGCUCCAUAUGCGACCACCUGUCCGCCCUCCUCAAAUCCCCUGCUGGCCCCAACUCCCUCGACACAAACGGCGCCGUCCCUGGUCCCUCUUCUGGGAAUCGCAGGAGCGAAGUGGAGGGCAAAUUCGUCAGAGCUGUCAACUGGGGUGCUGUGGCCCAAGGCGCCAAGCGGCGGAAAACCGCAGCGCCGGAAUGCGGGUCGUGUCGGUCAUCUAUGACGAGACCCUGGGCGUGCUUGACUUGCAGCUAUGUCGGCUGUCUUCAGAUGUCUGGCCGCCAUGGCAAAGCAAAAGACUGCAUGAAAUCGCAUCUCAAAGGUAGCAGUGGUCGUUGCGGCUUUGGUAAGAACCUCCCCGUUCGCCUCUUGUACCCUGGCUGACAUGUUGCUGAAAGCGGUGGAUCCUCCUACAGGCUCCAUCUUUUGCUUUGCUUGUAACGACACCAUCUACCCGGACAGCUUUGACUCGCUGUUCCUCACGGCCCGUGUUCGCGUCGAGGAGGGGCACGAUAGGUCAAGCGAGCCCGGGAUAUCGGGCGGCAAGGGACGGAGCAGAGGGCCCUGGAAGCCGUGGAAUUCGAGCAACAUGGUGGGAGUAGACGAGAAGGAUAUCUCCAAGACGAGCUGUAGAGGUCUCCGUCCUCUCCUGAAUCUAUCCCAAACUUGCUUCCUCUCUGCGGUCCUACAGGCUCUCAUCCACAACCCACUCUUGAAAGCAUACUUUUUGUCUGACAAGCAUAACCGACAUGUCUGCGGCAACGGCAGUCGAGGUCUGCUGACCGGCAAACCGUUCUUGGGGGUGGAGAAUGGGCCUGGUCAAGUUGGUGGGGACAGAGAGAAGGGGUGUAUGUGUUGUGAAAUGGACAAGGCUUUCGAAGAGUUUUACAAGGAGGACAAAUCGCCAUUUGGACCUAUCACCAUGCUGUACUCCAUGUGGCAUGCUAGUACAGAGCUCGAGGGGCACGGUCAGCAAGACGCCCACUCGUUCUUCCUCGCCGCCCUCGACCAGAUGCAUGCACACGCAAAGGGUCAACUCUCCAGCUGCAACUGCAUCGCCCACCAAACAUUCGCGGGAUCCCUGCAAUCUUCAGUGACAUGUUCCAAGUGUUCCAAAACAUCUACCACCGUCGACCCCAUCCUCGACAUCCAGCUCGACUUUCCGCCUACUCUUUCCCCUUCCCCAUCUUCGUCAUCCCUCUCUUCUUCUUCCGAUGCUGCCGCUUUCGGUCCUUCGGCGAAUGGAAAGGAGAAUCAAUUGACGCUGGCGGGAAUGCUGAGAAAGUACUGUGCCCCAGAGAGGAUCGGCGAUGCUGGUGAGACUGGCGGGAAAGGAUACGAUUGUGGGAGCUGUGGGGGAGGGAGAGGAGUAUUCGCAAUGAGGCGACUGGGCGUAAAGAAGCUUGCUCCUGUGCUGGCUUUCCAGUUCAAGCGAUUCGCCCACUCCACAUCCUCCACCGCCAAGAUCGAGUCUCAUGUCCGCUUCCCCUCCACCCUGGACAUGCGCUCAUAUGUCGACCACUCUUCCGAUGACGGACUCCCAGACUCUCUCUACUUGUACGACCUUUUCGCCGUGGUGACCCACGAAGGAAAGCUGGACAAUGGGCAUUAUUGGGCGGAUGUGAGGGAUGGAGAUGAGUGGUGGCAUUGUGAUGAUGAUAAAGUGACGCCAACGACGCUGAGUAUGGUGCUUCAGCAGAAGGCGUAUAUGCUCUUUUACGUCAAGCGUUCCCUUGCGUAUGCCCAGCCUAUGUCGAGGCUGCUUAUCCCCGGGGGCAUCAGCACCGGUUCAAAUGGUGCCUAAACAAGACAAGAUACCUAAGAUAGAGGCCACGAUCUAACGACACGUUGAGACGCGCUGGGAGGUGACGACGAAUAAACUACGGUCUUGAACUGUAAUCGAGUAGGCUGUAAAAUACGGAA
Molecule: messenger RNA, 2007 nt
Organism: Cryptococcus amylolentus CBS 6039
Lineage: Eukaryota; Fungi; Basidiomycota; Tremellomycetes; Tremellales; Cryptococcaceae
Exons: 8
Coding region: 470-1888 (472 amino acids)
Biological process (GO): protein deubiquitination
Molecular function (GO): cysteine-type deubiquitinase activity; zinc ion binding
Source: RefSeq, a predicted model, not a curated record